Messenger RNA from Sphenostylis stenocarpa, 165 nucleotides. The record is from the annotation of a GenBank genome assembly. NCBI's taxonomy places the organism in Eukaryota, Viridiplantae, Streptophyta, Magnoliopsida, Fabales, Fabaceae.
AUGUUGGAGAUAGGAAUUUAUGAGGAAAGGAGACAAGAAAUAUGCACAAAGAGGACAUCACCUCUAUGUUGUCUGCUUGGUAGUAUCUUUGUGAAAAGGAAAAAUAAGAAGGCAAACCGUUUGUGGAAAGGCACGUGGAAUGCAUUCCACAGACAAGAGAAUAUG